AUGUUGGUAGCGCUUGGUACUCAGCAGGGGGUCAGAUCAGAGCCCCACUUGGGCCCCGUUCAUCCAGACACGUUCACAAACUUUUCUGGGCCCCGUUUCCCUUCCAGAAAAGGGGUGAGUGAGUGCCACCAGAGGAGGGCUGCCCGGCCUGAAGGAAGCCACCCUCGGUCUCCACCCGGUCCCCGGGGAGUGGCCAGGGCCAGAGCCGGGGCUGUCGGGGAGAAGGCUGCAGAGACGAGGUUCGGCCCCAGCAGGGCCCCGUGGGCCAGACCAUUGCACCCAGAGCUCACAGAGGGUGAGAGUUGCUCUCCCAGGGGUGACGGUGCUCAAGCGAUAGACAUUUCAGUGUCUUUGAAUUGCCAGUAUGUUUUUUUAGCCUUAGCCACAGUGCCAGCUGGUGCUAUUGCUGGGAGUAUGCAUGAAUGUGACCACUGA
Rangifer tarandus platyrhynchus (Svalbard reindeer) is the source of this 435-nucleotide messenger RNA. Lineage: Eukaryota; Metazoa; Chordata; Mammalia; Artiodactyla; Cervidae. The record is from the annotation of a GenBank genome assembly.